This is a messenger RNA of Symbiodinium sp. CCMP2592, 486 nucleotides long. The record is from the annotation of a GenBank genome assembly. NCBI's taxonomy places the organism in Eukaryota, Dinophyceae, Suessiales, Symbiodiniaceae.
GAGUCGUACUGGAUUCUGAUGCCACUGAUCCGAAAAUACCCGGCGGCGACCUGGUCUGUGGAGACGCGGUUGCAGUCGAUCCUGGAAGAAGUGUUCAAAAGGGAUGGCCCGAAGCACGUGGAAUUGAAUCAGAAAAUGAUGGAGGUGCUCGCCUUCGACGUUAAAGCUCUCUUUGCCGAACUGAGGAAGACUCGCCGGGUCUGGAAGUACGAAGCUAAGAGGCAAUCAAAGGAAUGGCCGGCUUCUGCGAUGUCCGUAAAUCCGAAGCUCUUCGAGAUGAUCGCCGCCAUGCGGACGCAGGAAUCCAAGGAAAACUUGGAAGACGACGACGACGAGUUGCUCUUCUUCAAAGAGGAUGGAUCAGUGGAAUGCAGGGAUCCAAAAUCGCCCCCGGACGAUUUCUUACUCUUCUUCAACGAAGAUGGAUCUACGGUGCGCCGGGAGCUUUUCAAAAACGAGACUCUCAGUUGCAAGCUGAACUCAUAA